Annulohypoxylon maeteangense is the source of this 942-nucleotide messenger RNA. Its product is annotated as carbohydrate esterase family 1 protein. Lineage: Eukaryota; Fungi; Ascomycota; Sordariomycetes; Xylariales; Hypoxylaceae. Gene Ontology annotation, molecular function: feruloyl esterase activity. The record is from RefSeq and is a predicted model, not a curated record. Bases 1 to 942 code for a protein of 313 amino acids. The transcript is spliced from 5 exons.
AUGAAGUCCACUAACUUCAUAACGGCUAUCGCGACCACUCUGGGCAUCGCAGCUACCGCUGCCGCAGCAGGGACAGCGGGUUGUGGCAAAAGCCAUCCACUCCCUAACAUAACACAAUACUUCGGCCUCACUAGCAGCGGGCGAUACCGAAGCUACUCGGUCCACCUCCCGGCUAACUAUAGCGAAACAACGGCAUACCCAGUCGUUCUAGGAUUCCAUGGCUCAAGCAGCGUCGGGCUGUUCUUCGAAGCAGACACCAAGAUGAGCGAGGCCCGGUUCAGCGGUGAUAAAAUAAUGGUCUACCCCAACGGCGUAGACGGCGCCUGGGCCGGAGCGAACUACUCCGAAGUAUCAGUGCCGGAGGACCUGCAAUUCGUAUCAGACCUGCUCGACGCAGUGCGGGACUCGUACUGCGUCGACGACAGCCGGAUCUACGCCACGGGGAUAUCCAUCGGCGGCGGCUUCGUCAACACAAUAGCCUGCAGCGCCUUAAGCUCGCACUUCGCCGCCUUCGCGCCUGCCUCCGGGUCUUUCUACACGGACAACGACGCGGCGCACGGAAACUGCACUCCGGCACGCACUCCCAUCCCCGUGCUCGAGAUCCACGGCGGCGCGGACGCUAGUGUGUUUUAUGCCGGGCGCGCGGGCGAGGGAGGCGAGGAACCGGGUAUUGAGACGUGGUUGGGGUGGUGGGCUAUGCGGAACGGGUGUGCUGAUGGGGGGAAGACGGUUGAGGAGAGCUUUGGGGGGGAUGUGGUGCAUGUGAGUUGGGGGUGUGGCGGUGUGCAGGGGGGGUUGCAGCAUUGGAAGGUUGAGGAUAUGGGACAUUGUUGGGCGUCGACUGAGAUCAACUUCUCCCAGAUUUCGGUGGGGGAGGGACCGACGCAUAUACAGGCUUCGCAGAUUAUUAUGGAGUUUUUUGAUCGGUUUACUAAGCCUUGA